UAGUAGGGCCAUCGAGCUCAUUAAGGAGGUCGACCAAAAGUUGUUUUUUCUACGAUCAGGUAUUGAAAAAAAAGAUUCACAAUCAUCGUCACCCUCUGGAGGGUGCAAACCAAAAAGAACCAUGUUCACCAUGGUAUCCAGCCAGCCUAUGUAUUAUGACCUUAAGAUGACCGGCUCAUGGUUAGUGUGUACGGCAUGCGGGACUCAGUACGCAACAGCAGACCGGCGGGAGUUGAAGACGUGCUUCAUCUGUGAUGACCCACGACAAUUCACCCCUCCCUCGGGCCAGAGCUUCACUACAUUGGACGAUGUCCGCUCAAAUUCUAAGAACGUGUGGACGCCCAUAUGCGGCGAUGAUAGGUUCCUCUCUGUCGUCACCGAGCCAAAAGUGGGCAUCGGACAACGGGCCAUCCUCAUCAAGACCCCCCAAGGAAACGUGCUCUGGGACUGCAUCACCCUCAUUGACUACGAGACCGUCAGUAAGAUCAAGAGCAUGGGCGGCCUCAAAGCCAUCGUCAUCUCUCACCCCCACUACUACACAACGCACGUGGAGUGGGCCCGUGCCUUCAGCUGCCCUGUCUACCUGGCGACCGAAGACCAGCAGUGGACAACGCAGAGCUCGGCGAACCAAAUCUUCUUCAAGGAGACCGAAUUAGACCUGCAGAUCGGCGGCGCCUCGUCCGGGAUCAAGAUUUUGAAACUCGGUGGCCACUUCCCAGGCUCUUGCGUGGCGCUGUAUGAAGGACGGCUCCUCGUCGCCGACACGCUGGUCACCACUCCCUCGGGACUCGGCAGCUGGGAGACGGACGCGGUGGGGAAUACUCGGAACCAACGACCACAAGGAAUGAACAGCUUCUCCUUCAUGUGGAGCAUCCCGAAUAUGAUCCCGCUGCCUCCGCACGAGCUGGAGAAGAUGUGGGAGAUACUCGGGAAGCACGACUUCAGCAGCACGCACGGGGCCUUCCCGCAGAUGGAUAUCGUCAAGACGGUAUCGGAGAUGAAGCGCAGAGUAUUAGAGAGCAUGCAGAUUCAGAUUAGGUACAUGGGACAUGCCGAGCAUGGCUUCUUAAAUGCUACCGUGGACUGAAGCAACACAAAAAAAGAAAAGACAGGAAUCCAUCCAAAUCAUGUUCAAGACAUCCGAAUAACUCAAGCCGUCAUUAUUAAAACGGGUAUCAUCUAAUUUCUUCGUUGAAUGCUUCUUCACUUCUGUACCUACAUGUAUAUAUCUAGACACAAGA
Messenger RNA from Hypoxylon fragiforme, 1241 nucleotides. Its product is annotated as beta-lactamase-like protein. The record is from RefSeq and is a predicted model, not a curated record. The coding region runs from base 122 to 1087 and encodes 321 amino acids. Lineage: Eukaryota; Fungi; Ascomycota; Sordariomycetes; Xylariales; Hypoxylaceae. The transcript has a single exon.